This is a messenger RNA of Lytechinus variegatus (green sea urchin), 2431 nucleotides long. RefSeq lists its product as uncharacterized. NCBI's taxonomy places the organism in Eukaryota, Metazoa, Echinodermata, Echinoidea, Temnopleuroida, Toxopneustidae. The coding region runs from base 1 to 2178 and encodes 725 amino acids. The record is from RefSeq and is a predicted model, not a curated record. The transcript has 3 exons.
AUGGAGAACAAAGUCAAGGCUGUGAUCUCCAACUUCACCAGUGCCAUUGAUUAUGCCAAACCACCCAGACAGGAGCCUCCAGUCUACAGGGCUGGCAAUGAGAAGCAGGAUGACGACAAGUCCGAACUGAUGAUGCCAAGGAAAGGAGGAAAGAAAGGGAGAGAAGGAGAGACAGAGGAGAAGAACAAGAAACCAGAGUUCUCCAAUGAUGUCCGGUCUUUCGCUAUUGUCCUGAUGGAGAUGAUGGCUUGGUUGAAGCAGAAGCAAGUUGAUCAGGGUUUGGAUCAAGACAAUGCUGUUGGCUUCAAAGGCCAUAUCCUUUGGGAUAAACCUGAUCAAGGGUCAGUCAUCGGAGCGAGACUUGCUGGUGAGGGAUUUGUGAAAUCAGUUAAGGGUGUCCCUAGUGUUUUUUACUCCCCUAAUGUCAGUCAGGAGAGACUGGAUAUUGAAGCUGGUCAACUCUUGAGUGAUGGAGCAGGAAGCGGAAAGGAAGGGACAGAUGAUAGGAAUGGCACACCAAGUCCAAAGAGGAUUUACUAUGCAAAUCAGGGUUACGCAGUAGAAGAUAUGCGAGCUAGGAGGGCAAUGAGUGAUGCUGGAGUUUAUCGGAAGAUUCUGAAUAAGAGAAUGGACCGAACAAACCUCCCUCCAAGACCAAAAAGUGGCGUUGCUGAUAUUCCUUCAAGAGAAAACCUUGACAGUACAUAUGUUGGACAUGCAAAGGGUAAGAAAGGAGGUAGCAGGGAAGAUGAUGCAGAGAGGUUGAUAAAACCAGAUGAUGGUGAUGCUCAUGGUUACCAUAGUAACAGACAUGGAGGAAUGGUAUCUGAUUACAAUAGAAAUAAUUUAACAGGAGAUGGAAGCUGCUUGAAGGACAAUCCGCGACUAGCAGCAACAUUUCCACGACGUUCAAUGAUGUCAUCUGAAAUCCUGAAGAGCGAAAAGCGGCACAGCUUGUGUAGCAGUGAUAGCGGGAUAUCAUCACCUCGAAACUCUAUGAGAAGUACUAAUAAGUGUGGACAGAGUAAAAAAGCAGAUGCUCACUUGAUAGAACUGAAUGACAGGGUAGAAUCAGCUCUCUCUGACAGUGAAGCCACUCGAGGUACAGCGGUUUCAAAGUUGAGAGGCAUGUUGGAUGCAACUGCUCAGAAUUUGAAGGUCAGUGAAGGGUCUACUGAUGGAGAUUCUUGUCAUGAGGAUGACUCCAUGAUAGAAUAUGGACAGAAUUUCAGAAACAAUCAUAGGAGAAAACCCAAACAGCAACACUCUUGUCCAAGUGACACAGGAAGUGAUGACUCCAAAUCUGAUGUUGAAAAAUCAUACAGGUCAAGAGUAAAAUCAUGUGACCAAAGUGAUACAGAGAAAGAGACAGAUUAUGAAAGUGAUAGAAGGAGAGGUAGUGGAGAUGGAGCAGAGACACGCUCCACAAGUUCCCUCUCCAAGUUCUAUGUCCGCAAAAAGUCAUUGACGCCAUUCACAGCAGGGAUUCCAGAAUCGCUGACCCCACCCUGCAGUCGACCUGUCAGUAGGGCCAGCAGUGCAGCUUCCCUCCUAGAUGCUCAGGACUCUUGCAGGGCUAAGUCUUACUAUGAAGGCUCCAAGGGACAACGUAAGUUCUCACUAGGUGCUGUUAAACAUGAAGGACAAGUAUAUGCCUUACCGAGUGGUUCAGCCUAUGGCUACUCACAUGCUACACUACCCAAAGACCACCCAUCUAGAAGCAGAUGUCGAACCAUGGACGUUCGAUCAAUGACAUUGUCCAGAACCUCAAACAUUCAAGACCAUCAGGUUGUCAUGGGACGCAAUGGAUGGGGAUACUCCCAUUUAGUAGUUGGCGGCAGCGGUGUCCGUACGCUACCACAAGCGAUGCACAAUGGGGAGCACUUCUUUAUCAGGACAGUUCCCAGUGGAGUCACUAAACACCAUGUAGCCUAUAGUCAGCAGCUUCUAAGUGCUCUUCCUUGCCUCAAGGUAGGGGCAGGUCAGGAUCAACUCCUAGAGGUUGGAGACACCCAUGUAGCCAUUAUGGAAUGGCUGGUCGUCAUCAGGGAUUCCGACAGUUGCCUCAAUAAACAGUUACUGAACAUUCUGAAAGCUUGUUGGAGCCGAGAGCCAUGUCCAGAGGCCAAUGACGUCCACUGCAUGCUGGAUAAUUGUGUGACAGAAGUUCCACUUUGAUGAGGGCAAAGGUCACUUAGCACCCUAGUCACCCCAAAAAACAAUAUUUUUGGAUGAUUAUUUUAGUACAAAAUUAUCAGCUGCAAGAUGGCGAUUACUUGCAAGAGAAUAAUACAAUAUUUUUCCUUUAAUCACCUUACCUAAAUAUUCCUGAGCAAAUUUUGAUCUGUUUUAUAGUAAAUUUUGUAUACUAAUAGUUUAUUUGUAAAUGUAUAUGAAACACUAUAUGCUACGGAAGCUUAAAAGUGCCACC